Penicillium samsonianum is the source of this 1970-nucleotide messenger RNA. RefSeq lists its product as uncharacterized. The coding region runs from base 165 to 1970 and encodes 601 amino acids. The transcript is spliced from 2 exons. The record is from RefSeq and is a predicted model, not a curated record. Lineage: Eukaryota; Fungi; Ascomycota; Eurotiomycetes; Eurotiales; Aspergillaceae.
CGCUUCCUUCUCCUUCUCUCCUUCUUUUCUCUUCUUAAUUGAAAAAUAGUUUCUUUGUAACUUCAAUCUCGUCUAGCUUACGUCUAGAGCAUUCUAGAGUAGCUGUCUUCUCUGGAAUAUCUUCCUCCUUGCAAAAAACCCCUGUCUCUAUACGGUUGUUGACAAUGUCCUACUUCAAGACCGAAUACCAGCGGUUCCUGGAUAACCCCAGGACUGCUAAAUUGGCCGACGAUGUGUCCAUGAUCUAUGUUCCUACCACGACGAAGUUCGAGCAGGCCGACAAUGUCAUCACUCAUGUGUUGAAGAACGCAAAGGUGGUCAAGACGAAAUCGAACCAGGUCAUCAGCGCCAUUGAAGGCUCAGACUCGCUAUGUCUAGACAUGGAGACCACCCUCGAAUUCACUGAGGGUGGUGGGGUUUAUCUCCCCUCGCUCGACGAUAAUUUCCUGGCCGACCGUGUCGCGACUUUCCCCACGGUUCACAUCGUCCACUUCGACGCCAAUCAACUGAUCAAGCAGAUCCGAAUUUACUGGGAUCAGGCCUCAUUGCUGAAGCAAGUCGAGGUUAUUGGAGCGCGCGGACGCCAAUGGCCCGUUCGUGAUGGAAAAGACCAACUCCGUCUCCUCAGAGCCGCCGAGACGGCGCGUGCGGCACCCUCGCAGCCUUCUUCUCAGAAAACAGAGACCAAACUCCCCCACCGCCCCUCGUCCCCGGGGAAGCGCCGCAUCAAAGAUCCCUACUCAGCCGGCUCCCUGACUGAGCUUCUCUCGCCGAGCAAGGAGAUCGCUGAGCUCGAAAGUCGCGCGGAACCCCCCAGACCUACAUCCUCCAGCACUCCCAGCAAGAGAUAUACCCAAGACCCCUACGGAGCGGGUUCCUUGAAUGAACUUCUGUCCCCCACCAAGAAGGUUCCUGCCCAUGUGGCUCCCUUUGCGCCCUCGUCUGCGCGACCUGCGCAGCGCAACUUCAGCGAUAUCUUCGUGAAGGAUGACGAUGUGCCCGACUCGCCAUCGAAGUCCAAGCGCAGGGCUCCCCGGGUCGAGGAAGAGGACGAAAAGGCCCGCACAGGACCUGUCGACGAAGACCGCCAUUUCUACAAAUCCGCCCCUGGAAAAUACAACCACUUCGAGCUCGGCGGCGAUAACUCGGAGCGCGAGGUCAAGGCAGAAGUCAGACAGGCCAACACCAAACACGCAACCCACUGGGACUUCGAUGACGUCGAGACCCCCGUGAAGAGCUCGCGCGCCGCACGCGGACAAGAAGUGCGCCACUUUGGCUUCGGCGAUAACGAAGAAGGCACCGGAUCCCCCCAAACCAAGCUGAACGUGACCAAGCCCCGUCGCGAUGCAGACCGCCACUUCGAGUUGACGGAUGAAGAAACCGAGGACGAGGGACGGAUCAUCAGCUCAUUCGGGGGCCGCGGCAAGCGCCUCUACGAGAACCGCCUCUUCGACGACAAUGACGGGCCCCAGCUCUCCGAGCGCGAGCAGAAGAGCGAGCCCCUGUCAACAGGCGCCAACGUUGCCAACCGCAAGAAGAACUUCGUUUCGCAAUUCGAGAUGGCGGACGAGCCCGCUGCCAAGGAGAACAAGCCUACCCAGAAGCAUGAAGCGCACAAUAAGAUGAUGGAGUCCCACUGGGAUAACUACGACGAACAGUCCCCCCUGCCUACCCAAAAGCAUACCGCGCACAAUAAGGCAAUGGAGUCACACUGGGGUAACUACGACGAACAGUCCCCCCUGCCUACCCAAAAGCAUACCGCGCACAAUAAGGCAAUGGAGUCACACUGGGGUAACUAUGACGAACCGUCCCCCGAGCCUACCCAGAAACAUACCGCGCACAAUAAGAUGAUGGAGUCCCACUGGGAUAACUACGAUGACCAGUCCCCCGAGCCGGUUAGGCGGAAUGCCACUGCGCAGCACAACCCUCUCGGUCACAACCAGCCCAGCUGGAACCAUGGAAACAACUAA